AUGCACCACCACAGACAGGGCACACAUGGAAACACACCUAACAACACGCCACCUGCUGUGGCUCUGUCCUCGUUCAUUGUGUGUGAUUGUGUGUUCAGCAUGAGUAACAUCUAUGAGUCUGCAGAGGCCACGCUGGGCUUCAUCAGCUCUCCAUGCCUGACCAAAGUGGAGCUGAGAGUGGCCUGCCGGGGAAUCUCUGACCGUGACGCCCUCUCCAAACCCGACCCUUGUGUAGUGCUGAAGAUGCAGUCACAUGGCCAGUGGUUUGAGGUGGACCGUACAGAGGUUAUCCGCAGCAGUAGCGGCCCAGUAUUUUCCAAGAUCUUCCUGGUGGAUUACUACUUUGAGGAGGUUCAAAGGCUCCGCUUUGAGCUUCAUGAUAUCAGCUCUGGCAACAACGGCCUACGUGAUGCUGACUUCCUGGGGUCCAUGGAAUGCACCUUGGGACAGAUCGUCUCACAGAGGAAACUGACCAAAGCGCUACUCAAACAGGGAAACACUGCUGGAAAGUCUUCCAUAACGGUGACAGCAGAGGAGUUGACUGGUAAUGAUGAUUAUGUUGAACUCUCCUUCAGUGCUCGUAAGCUAGACGAUAAGGAUUUCUUCAGCAAGUCAGACCCUUUCCUGGAGAUUUUUAGAAUAAACGAUGAUGGGACUGAGUCACUUGUACACAGAACUGAGACGGUCAUGAACAACCUGAGCCCAGUUUGGAAGUCCUUCAAAGUUUCCUUGAACACGCUCUGCAGUGGAGACCAUGAGAGAGAGCUAAAGUGCACGGUUUGGGACUGGGACUCUAAUGGAAAACAUGACUUUAUUGGGGAGUUUCAGACCACCUAUAAGGAGCUGAGGACAGAGCAGGAGGGCAAGCAGCUCCAAUGGGAGUGCAUCAACCCCAAAUACCAGAUGAAGAAGAAGAAUUACAGAAACUCUGGUGUUGUCAUUCUCAACCACUGUAAGAUCAUUAAAAUGUAUUCCUUCCUGGAUUACAUAAUGGGAGGCUGUCAAAUUCAGUUCACAGUGGCAAUAGACUUCACAGCAUCCAAUGGGGAUCCUAGAAACAGCUGCUCCCUUCACUACAUCCACCCCUACCAACCCAAUGAGUACCUCAAAGCUCUGGUGGCAGUAGGGGAGAUCUGCCAAGACUAUGACAGUGAUAAAAUGUUCCCUGCAUUUGGUUUUGGAGCUCUGAUACCACCUGACUUCAAGGUUUCACACGACUUUGCCGUCAACUUUGAUGAGGACAAUCCUGAAUGUGCUGGGAUCCAAGGUGUGGUGGAGGCCUACCAGAAUUGCCUCCCUAAGAUCCAGCUGUACGGGCCCACCAACAUCGCCCCAAUCAUCCAGAAAGUGGCCUCGUCUGCCUCCGAGGAGAUGCACACGAAGGAGGCCAUGGAAUAUUUCAUCCUGCUGAUCCUGACAGACGGCGUUAUCACCGACAUGGCAGACACACGGGAGGCCAUUGUGCACGCCUCCCACCUGCCCAUGUCGGUCAUCAUCGUCGGUGUGGGCAACGCAGACUUCACAGACAUGCAGAUAUUGGAUGGGGACGACGGGAUCCUGCGUUCACCCAAGGGCGAGCCCGUGCUUCGUGACAUCGUGCAGUUCGUCCCCUUCAAGGACUUCAAGCAUGCGUCCCCAGCUGCACUGGCUAAGAGUGUUUUGGCAGAAGUCCCUAACCAGGUGGUGGAUUACUACAAUGCUAAAGGCAUCAAACCCAAGUGUAUGUCAGACUAUGAGUCCACAAGAACCUUUAGCCCCUGA
Scomber japonicus (chub mackerel) is the source of this 1761-nucleotide messenger RNA. RefSeq names its product copine IVb (gene cpne4b). The coding region runs from base 1 to 1761 and encodes 586 amino acids. Gene Ontology annotation, cellular component: plasma membrane. The transcript is spliced from 16 exons. The record is from RefSeq and is a predicted model, not a curated record. Gene Ontology annotation, molecular function: calcium-dependent phospholipid binding. Gene Ontology annotation, biological process: cellular response to calcium ion. Lineage: Eukaryota; Metazoa; Chordata; Actinopteri; Scombriformes; Scombridae.